CCACUGGAUGAAUUUUUGACAGCGAGCUGAAAGGAAUAAAAGGACUGGGAGAAAAAAUGACAAAGUUUUGCCGAGUGCAACAACACCAGCUCGUCUUGCUGUUGGCCGCUGCCAUGGCGGCAGCCCUGGAUUCUUCACACAGCCUGGCCAGUGAGAGGAGUUCGAUAGAAAGCACGUACGAGCUGACCAAAUACUUGGAGUAUCAGCUCAAGGAAAUCAAAGACAUAUAUCUCACCUACCUAGGCCCUCCAUUCAACGAGAAAGACUUCUCCCCUCCUCGGCCCAACAGUACUGCUCUGUCCCUGCCCAGCGCUGCCACCCGUCUGGAGCUGUGGCACGGCCUGGAGAACCAAGCUCGGCUCGCCCAGAACCAGAAGGCCUACUCUGUCCUGCUGGCAGCAGUCAGGGAGUUAGCUCGCUCCACCCUCUGCCCCUCCCUCAAGACCUCUUUGCUGCACUUUUGCACAGGCCUGGAUGGACUGCUGGGCUCCAUAUCUGCACUGAUGACCACCCUCGGUUACGCACUUCCUCCUUCAUCUGCCAACAUGGGGAGUAACGGUGGAGAGCUGCAGUACCCUCAGAGGGGGGCAGGGGGGGCCCGACCUUCUCCACUGAUGAGCCAGAGCCUUUACAGGUCCAGAGCUGGGACCAGGACAGAGUCUGGUCAGCGCAACAGCCAAAGAAGAAGCGAGACGAGGGUGGUCAGAGGAGAGAGGGAGGACGGCGUCACCGUCGACUUGGCGGAGAAAAGGAGAGGGAAGGAGGGGAGGAGAGCGGAGGCCACCGCAGCUGGAGGAAGGAGUGGCGGAUCGAGGGAGAAGGGAAGAGGAAGGAGAGGGAGGAGAGAAGAGCCAGAGAGCGGAAAAUGGACUGCAAAGGAGGAGCUGGAGGGGGAGGAAGGGGAGGAGAGAUGGGGGAGGAGAAGGUUGUUGAGUAUCAAUGAGGAUGGAGAGGAGAAGGAGAGGCAGUUUGAACCCAGGGUGGAAGUGUCGUUCCCAGACACAGGAGGCUACAUCCAAACAAACAACAACAACAACAACAACAACAACAAUCAAUACAGCUACAACCUGAACUCACAUCAGAUAGACACGCUCAGAAAAGAAGAUGCAUAUAUUGUGGAGAGAAUUAUGGAGAAGCAAACAAACAUGGAGGGCACCUCCUCUUCCUCCACUUUCCAUCAUCAGCGUCGGCCUCCUCGCUCACUCCUCUCCCCCACCCUGCCCCCCCCUCUGUCCACCCUCUCCCUGCUCUACCAGUUCGGAGCGGGUGAGGAGCACACCGUCCUGUCCCAACCCGUGUUGUCGGUGCGGCCGACAAUGAAUGACUUCGCCAGGAAGGUGGAGGGGUUUUGGAUAUUGCGAGAGCUGCAGAGUUGGCUGUGGCGGUCAGCGAAGGACUUUAACCGCCUCAAGAAGAGACUCAGGGGCUGAGACACUGAGACAUUGAGACACAUGAGUGCAGUAUAUCGGACAUCUAUAAUUUACACAAAAUCCAAGUGGAGACAAAUUGAGAGGCUAGACAGACUAAAGCACACACACAUUUAUACUUAACAUGUUCAUUCAUACCAUACUGGAACAAGUGAAUGAAGGACUAUUUGGCAGGUCACCAGGAGCACUAAUGGAAUAUAACACACACAAAGCUAACACACUACCAGCACUGUCGCACAUGAUGCACAUAGCAGCUCACUGAGCG
Messenger RNA from Centropristis striata (black sea bass), 1692 nucleotides. RefSeq names its product cardiotrophin-like cytokine factor 1 (gene clcf1). NCBI's taxonomy places the organism in Eukaryota, Metazoa, Chordata, Actinopteri, Perciformes, Serranidae. The record is from RefSeq and is a predicted model, not a curated record. The transcript has 5 exons. The coding region runs from base 57 to 1430 and encodes 457 amino acids.